This is a messenger RNA of Ceratina calcarata, 1572 nucleotides long. RefSeq lists its product as uncharacterized. The transcript is spliced from 5 exons. The record is from RefSeq and is a predicted model, not a curated record. Lineage: Eukaryota; Metazoa; Arthropoda; Insecta; Hymenoptera; Apidae.
CACAACAUAUGUGUAACUGGUAUAUGAGAUAAUAAAUGCUUCGUUCAAGACCUUCAAUAGCCGUGAUCGUCUAGUGGUUAGGACCCUACGUUGUGGCCGUAGUAACCCAGGUUCGAAUCCUGGUCACGGCAAUAUUCACGAAAUAUUGUCACGGGAAGGAUUUAUUUUUAAUAUUUUUUCUUUAUAUCUCAUGAGACAUAAAACACGAAUUAUUAAUUCUUACCAACAGUGUAUCCUCCUUUUUUCAUUGUGUAAUAUGAUGCAACAGCCUUUGUAAACUUUUACUAUAAUAUUUAACAAUAAAUAAUAAUACAUUUCUGAAACCGAUUGAAAUGUCUGUAUUGUUUCAUUAAACUGUCCCGACUGUUCUCCGGAAAUUCUGACGUAAUGCAUAUGAAUGACAAUAUUCUUUAUAGUUUUGUAAAUAAACCGAACUGUUCAUAAACUGUCAGCAGAUUCUCAGAUCCAAAAUCAAUAAAUUUUCGUUGGUAUUACGACAGUCUCCAGUAGAACGUUCGCGUUUCGUUGAAUAAGUUCAAGAUGAGACGACAUCGGCUAAUAUCUUUAAUUUUUGUUCUGUAUUAUAUCGUGAUAUACAAAUACGUUUUUUGUGCUAAAUACGAUGGACUAAAACCGAUUACUUCAAUAGAUCUGAAAUUCCCUGACAGCAAGACAUUAAAUAUUGGCAUCCUUAAACUAUCAGAUUUGAGCUAUCAUAUUAUAGUCUAAAAGACAAAUAAGAAAUGAAUAAUUCCUACAGAACAGGUCGAGCUAAUUCGUAAUGCACGUGGCGUAGCAGGAUCACGUCGACAUCUCAGAGUUGGUGAUGCUCAUCAAGUUGCAAAUUACUUUCUAACUGGCGGCCCACAAAAAGGUCACGCUCAUUUCGUGAGAGAAAGAAACUGUGAAAGAAACGAUAGCGAGAAUGAUACAAGUUCUAUAAAUGACAAUAAAAAGCGGGAUAAUACUGAUUUACCCGAGAACAGCUCGAUUACAAAGUCUGAUCCCGUUAUUGGCGCUCCACAAGUAGGAGCUGAACCUACACAUGCUGAUGAUAACAUAGUAGGUGCGAUUUUAAAACCAACAAUAGACAUGUUGAGUCAGAUGCCACAUACGCUGGGAAACGAGUUAUUAACUUCUAUAUUGCAUCCUAAUUUACACCCACAUGUCAAUGCUCUACAUAAGAUUCCUGGUAAUUUAAUGAAGACAGCCACUGAGCCAAUAGUUAGUUUAAUGCGUGCGCGGACACAACUUCGAAAAGCGUUGCAACGAUCUGUCCCAAGGAAGAAUUCAAUAUAUCCGCCUAUUGUGGGAUUGCCUCCAAAAAAUUUUCGAAAUAAUGCUCCAUCAUUACAUACAACGUACCCUCAUUUUGUAUCAUCUCACCCUCAACCUACUGGAUAUAUUGUAAAAUAUGUGCCUCACAAUGAACCACCAGCUGAAGUUGUUAGUACUCAACAAUCUCCUACUUGUAUAAAUGAUAAUUUGAACCCAGAGGAAAAUGUAGAGAGUUCCACAAAUGAAGAUGAAUCGAUAGGAGAGGAACAAGACGGAUAUGACAGUGACGAAUAG